Messenger RNA from Trichobilharzia regenti, 270 nucleotides. NCBI's taxonomy places the organism in Eukaryota, Metazoa, Platyhelminthes, Trematoda, Strigeidida, Schistosomatidae. The record is from the annotation of a GenBank genome assembly.
AUGAUUAUUUGGCAUACCGAAUUUCCUUGCAGCUUGGCGGAAACCUGUACUCGAUCUCGAAUUUCCCUAUCAGCUGUUGUGCACGUUGUACUCACGGAAAAUAUAACACGUCCUAACGUAUAUCCUCACCCGUCACUCGCUAAACGUAUCUGGGUCAUAAGAUAUGAAAACAUUAAUGCUUUGCCCAAAUCAGCACUCAUGAGUCAUAUAUACCGUAUGCGUUUAAAGUAUGAUUCUUCUGACCUUUCAGAUAUGCUCAAAACUGGUUAA